UCCCUAAGUUGUAGACAAACACACUUGUCAAGGGAGAUAACAGUACAUCACCUGUGUUCAGCUGUUUAUUUUGUAUUGCAGUUGACUUAUUAUUUGUAUUAGUGGGAUAUAGUAUUGUACAUCAGGAACGCAAAGUAUAUUAGUGUUACUCUACCUACAAUCUUCUUUCUUUAGUCCCUAGUGAGAAUGUCUCUCAAAUGUUUGUAUCUAAUGAUUUGUUGGUCUACGUUAUAUAACAUAGACGCCUUGCUCCACCUCUCUGUGAACCCACCAACUGUUGAAGUGGGUCUAACGACAACAAUAACUAUAAACUGUUCACUGGAUGUGCUCUCCGAGCCUGACAUGUCCUCAUUAGAGUCUAUCAAGCUGUCCAGAUCCAACGAUACCACACCUCCAGUGUAUACGACUCUAUCUACCAUUGACACUUUCUCCAAUACUGCAACAAACAGUUCAGACAGCGCAGCAAACGCAUACGGCAAAAUUGACACUAGCGGUGUGUCGUAUUUGAGUCUGGUGUGGAACAAGCCAAUAGAAUUCCUGGGCGGAAUUUUCAAAUGUGAAGUGAGCAGUUUGGACCUAUCAGGACGUCCGCGCAAUGAAAAUAUGACAUCUCGAGUCAAUGUGGUCAGUGCUGGGGUCAACGAGCUCUUGGUCCGUGUCCAAAGCCUUAGUCUAGUGAUAGAAAACAUGUCAACAGUGAUAGACUCCUACACGAAUAGACUUUUGCAGUCCAAGAAAUCAUUAUUCCUAGAGUCAUCUCCCUUUGAAGGUUCUCGUUAUUACUUGUCUCGCCCUUUCCCGUCUCUAGUCUCGUACAUAGCUCAAGCGACUUGCGAGAUUUACGGCGGCACCUUGGCACAAGUGGACAGCCAGGAGGAGCUCAGCUUUAUACAGGUCUUCCUGCAGGAAUUCUUCAACUCGUUUUGGUUGGUUCUCAUCGGCGGCACCGACGAGGGUCACGAAGAUCUUUGGGUGUACCCAGAAAGCAACAGAAAUGUCAGCUUCUUUGCUUGGGGCUCUUACCAGCCCAGCGGGGGAGAGAAAGAAAACUGUAUAAGUUUAGAUACGUUGGCUUACUGGAACAUGAGUGACAGCCCUUGUUCGUUUACUGACUACUCAGCAAGGCCGAGAUUCUUGUGUGAAAUUCCUGAGAUCUAAAUGUUGUCUUCUCUUAAAUCGUUACAGUCUAUGCAGAAUGAAGAGCAGAAUUAAGUGUAGUAUGUAAGAGGCUUAUUGAUGAGUUGCCUUAUUUAGAAUUAUGUAUACCUAUAAGAAAGAUUCUAUUAAAGUUUAAUAGUCACCCACCCACCCGAAAUGGGGGGUGUUGUAAUUUA
This is a messenger RNA of Biomphalaria glabrata, 1334 nucleotides long. RefSeq lists its product as uncharacterized. The record is from RefSeq and is a predicted model, not a curated record. Gene Ontology annotation, cellular component: external side of plasma membrane. Gene Ontology annotation, molecular function: carbohydrate binding. Bases 187 to 1158 code for a protein of 323 amino acids. The transcript is spliced from 3 exons. Gene Ontology annotation, biological process: biological process involved in interspecies interaction between organisms. NCBI's taxonomy places the organism in Eukaryota, Metazoa, Mollusca, Gastropoda, Planorbidae.